Molecule: messenger RNA, 660 nt
Organism: Fonticula alba
Lineage: Eukaryota; Rotosphaerida; Fonticulaceae
Exons: 4
Coding region: 1-660 (219 amino acids)
Biological process (GO): endoplasmic reticulum membrane organization
Cellular component (GO): endoplasmic reticulum membrane; plasma membrane
Source: RefSeq, a predicted model, not a curated record
AUGCAGAUACUUUCUUUCAGCUCGCAGCGACUUUUCUUCGACGCCAGCGCCGAGAACCAGAGCUAUGACAUUGUUGCCACCAACAACACCGACGAGCAUGCCUAUUUUAAAGUCCGGACAAACAACCCCCGCCAGUACUUCGUGCGCCCCUCCCUCGGGUCCAUCCCCCCCAAUGGCUCGCAGGUGAUUUCUUUCGUCCUCGUCCACGGAGUAACCCCCCAGCCGGACCACCGUGACCGCUUCAUCAUCCUGGCCGCCCCGAUCUCCAAGGAGCAGCAUGAUGCUCGCCAGGCCUCUGGUGCUGACAUCUGGGAGGAUGUUAGCAAGGCUUACCCCGACUUCCAGAAGACCAAGAUGGACGUCAAGAUCCAGUUCCCCACUGAGGCCGACGCCGCUGCCAAGAAGGCCGACGCCGCUGCCAAGCCCGCUGCCACUGCCUCCGGCUUCCAGGCCACUCCCGCCUCCUCAGAUGCCACCCUGCAGCAGCGCAAGCCUGCCACCGGCGCCGCCAAGCCCGCUGACGCCCAGGUUUCCUCCCGCGCCCCUGCCAGCACCGCGACCACCGUCACCAAGAAGUCCGGCACCAGCCCCAUGCUGUUCAUCCUGCCGCUGGUCAUCCUGCUCGGUAUUGCCGCUGCCUACUUCUUCAAGUUCAAGUGA